UUUUAACUCCAUCGCGGUUCGCUUGGUUUUUACUCGUCCGUCUCAUCGACAAUCAGAAGUAUGGCCUCUGUUGGAGUCUAUUGUAUUCUAGUGUUUUUUAUGCUCCUCUUGGGGGAUAUAAACCCAGUUUGCGGAAUCCUGGAGAAAAAGGUGGGCGACUGGCAAAUGAUUUACCGGGCGCGGAGUAGGAAUGGUCAAUCCGUGGUGAACAGCUAUAUGAAACAGGGCGUGGCAAGCGAACAGACUGAAACAAACACUGAUUGUGUUUCUGUUAAUAGGCGGGACCAAUGCAGUACUAAUUACCGACACAGUAUGAUCGACAGAUGGGACAGUUCAGGAGUUCAAAAGGUAAGACUUGAACUAUACAAGGAAGGAGAACUGGUGGCACAUGUUGUAUUUAACGGCAAGUCCACCACAUCGACCAGCUGGUUCAGUAAGGAAAACGUGCUUUCCUCAAACUGGAUCGACCUCAAGGAGUCAAACUAUGAAAAGGGAAACCAUUUCUCGUUUUUUGGAUACAGAGACAACGACAUCGACCGUCGCCUGUACAUCAACAAGGAAUGGAAGAGAGGCUGCGGCUCGCACAAGGGUUGGAUGGUGGUUGUCGAGGGAAUGACCCGUGGUAACGGUUGUAACUAUGAGGUGUCCUCAUCGUACCCUGUCUUCCUCUACAUUCCACAUACAUACGCUGACUUCUUCGAUGACUACAAACGUGAAGCAGAUGUAUUGGUCAUCUCCGUGAUAGCAAACCGAGUGAACGCCGUGUAGGUGGACCUUCAUCCGGAUGUUACACUACCCAAAAGUGGACAUAAUCUAGCUGGAAACAUAAUCUGGUGCUAUAUCCAGUCAUUUCAAACUCUCUUGUCCCCCUAAUGGGUUGAGUUAUAAAAAUCUUCGUCACUAACAUUUACGUAAUAUACUUCAAAUUACUUUUGUAUCACAAUAGUAUAUUCAUAAUAUACCAGUUCUAUUGAUCAGUAAACAGAUGACUGUAUCAAAUCAUACUUAUAUAGUCAGAUUGGCAACAAAACGUGUUUUAUUUCAUUGAUAAGUAAAGCAUGCUCAGGUUUUUCAUGACUAAAUGGGAUUCAAAAACAACCAUAUACAUGUACUACACAAUAGAAAGUAUACUUAUUUAGGACACGCACUGUCACCACAUAAUUUGUAAUAACGACACAGUUUGUAAUAGAAUUUCAAAGUCAUUUUAACCGGAUAAAUCCUUUGUUCAUGUUUUUACCUGAUGUUUUAAAACAAAAUCUUAUUUUAAACGACAUUUGAAAAGUAAUUUCAAUUUGCGUAGAGUUGCACGGGCACAUCAACGCAAUUUAUAAAACAAAAUCAAAGUAUUUUAAGCGGAUAAAUUGCCACCAGGUGUAAAGUGCAAAGUGAUAUUUUUGUCAGGUAAAUGAUACACAGUUUGAGGAUGUCUGUUUAAUUUGUACAGAUAAAACCAGACGGAACUGAA
This is a messenger RNA of Pecten maximus, 1465 nucleotides long. RefSeq lists its product as uncharacterized. The transcript is spliced from 5 exons. Lineage: Eukaryota; Metazoa; Mollusca; Bivalvia; Pectinida; Pectinidae. The record is from RefSeq and is a predicted model, not a curated record. Bases 61 to 768 code for a protein of 235 amino acids.